Caenorhabditis elegans is the source of this 619-nucleotide messenger RNA. RefSeq names its product PAZ domain-containing protein (gene F55C9.3). The record is from RefSeq and is marked reviewed. NCBI's taxonomy places the organism in Eukaryota, Metazoa, Nematoda, Chromadorea, Rhabditida, Rhabditidae. The transcript is spliced from 4 exons. The coding region runs from base 116 to 619 and encodes 167 amino acids.
AUUCAGUAGGACCUAGACUAUUCUGCUUUUUCGGGUGUUUGUGUGAUGCCCUUCUACUUCUAUUUUUUCUGAAUUAUUUAGUUUUAAUUCUUCUGCUGGGAAUGGAAAAUCAGAAAUGAAAGCGAAAAUUGUGAUCAUGGAAAAGAUUAUUAAAGGGAAAGAACAUUUAGAAUAUCUGUCAAACAUCAAAAAACUUGCAGAGACGAUAACUGUUCCAACUGGAAUAGACGUGAAAAUUUCAAUCAAGAAACACAUGCCUAAAAAAAAUUUUGGAAAUGUCGAAGUUGUUUAUCAACACGGAAGAAGGAAAACCGGAAUCAUUCAAUUAUCCAACAACGAUGCGUAUUUGAUGUUUGGACCAAGACGACAAAUGAUAACAGUAGAAGAACAUUUCCGCAGACGCUACAACGUGGAGCUAAGACACCCGAAACUAAGACUAUUCCAUUUCACCAACGAGACGCAGGCAAAAUCACCGGUGGAAACACCUUUUUUUUUAAAUCACAAAAAAAGUUCUUUCUUAACCUUUUUUAACUGUUUUUUUAAUACUUUUAAACAAAUAAAAUUUAUUUUUUCUUUUUUAAACUUAAAAAAAAAUACCGUACACAGUCUCCUCAGCUGA